AUGCAGACUAAUAAUUGCAACAACAAUAAUAACAGCAGCGGCGGUUCAAACAAUAACACAAAUAUACUUACCAACAAUAGUACCAAUAAUAAUAACACCAAUUCAAGCUAUUCAGUUUCCUCUUUAUUUCGAAAAUACAAGUCGACCCGAGCAGCCGCUAGUGUUACCGCGUCGCUCCCCCUAACUUUGCCGGGAAUUGAAACCACCGCAUCCCAACUUUCUCUGACUUCUUUACCCCCCUCGUCACUAAACUCAGACCCCAUUUUUCUGCCCCAUGGAUCACUUCACAACUCAUAUAACCACUCUGGUGCUGAUCUUCUGUCGGAGCCGACAAAUUUGGCGGGACUUUCUGGUACCCUGAACAAUAAUAUUAGCCAUCUAAACCACCAAAUUAACCCUUCAGGGGGCUUAGUUCAUACCGGUGAUGGUCACGUGGACAUUUUAGCCCCCUCCUCGACUCUUGUCACUGCCUCUUCUCUUGUGGCUGGGGGCGGGGGAGGGGGAAGUUUGGGGGACUGCGGGUCCUCCGUUUGUUCCUCGGCAUCUUUGGCGUCUGCCGCUGCUUAUGCUUAUCGCAACACUCCUUAUUACUAUUUCUAUCCAGGGGCACCCGACUUUGCAGCGGCGUUCGACACAGGUGGACUGAACAGCGCGGCGGCCGCAGCAGCCGCAGCCCAGGCAGUGUCCAACUCCAGUGCAGUGGGGGAGCCGGAACAGUGCAAAGUGUGUGGAGAUUACGCUUCCGGGGUGCACUUCGGAGUGCUCACGUGCGAAGGAUGCAAGGGUUUUUUCAAGCGCAACCACCGAGAUGGUUCUUCAAUCUCUAACUCUGACUCUAAGGGGUCAUCUGGGUCCACUCCUCUGACGUGCAACCGGGACCAGAAGUGCGAGAUCAACGUGGCUUCGAGGAACAGCUGCCGGAGCUGCAGGUACAGGAAGUGUCUAUCUGCUGGCAUGUCCAGAGAGUCCAUCAAAUUGGGCCGACGAUCCAAAAACGAGAAAGUUAUUCUAAGUAAAGAUUGCGAAAAGAGUUCGGCCCGAAACAACGGUCUCAUGACAUUCAUUUCACCCCGGUCGCUUGGCAAUCCCCACCUCGCGUCUUUCUCCCCCUACCACGACUUGAAGUCCCCCCUCAAACCUUUUUCAUCGAGUCCCAGUUACAACGUAACUGAUGGGUACCUCAAUGCUCAUCGAUCUUCAAAUUACGGCCUUUCUUUCGACUAUCCGAACUAUCGGUCUGACGCACAUAGUUUCUACAUACCAACUCAACCUAACACGGGUGGAAUAUACUCGGGAAUAAACCCGAUGGAACCGAUAAACUCGUUUGACCUCUACGGAUCUUCGGCAGCCAAUCAGAAUGGACUUCCGCCCACGACUUCAAUGCCUCAACUCUCGGCUCUUGGUUCCAACUCCAAUAUCUUACCUUCGCUUCAGAUGCCGAAAUUGGAACCGGUUAUAAAUGGGUCUGAAAUCCAGCCUAAUUCUACGCAACGAGACCACUUAUCUCUUGCUUCGACUGGAAAUAACAUUAUGUCAAGCCCUAUUUAUUCGAAUGUGCCAUCAGCCGAUUUUUCAGGAGGUGCGGCAAAUUUCAACACUUCGUUUCUGACACAUCAAUCGGCUGUCAAUCACAAUCAUCAUGGCUUCUUCUCAGCCAAUCAGAACGAGAGUUUGAACAACUUUGCGAGCCAUAAUUCGGUCAAUGUGAAUGGCCAUACAAACAACUCAUGGUCCAUAAUUGACCACAUUGUGACAUAUUGA
This is a messenger RNA of Symsagittifera roscoffensis, 1761 nucleotides long. Its product is annotated as nuclear receptor subfamily 1 group D member 1-like. The transcript is spliced from 4 exons. Lineage: Eukaryota; Metazoa; Xenacoelomorpha; Acoela; Convolutidae. Gene Ontology annotation, molecular function: nuclear receptor activity; zinc ion binding; RNA polymerase II cis-regulatory region sequence-specific DNA binding. The record is from RefSeq and is a predicted model, not a curated record. Gene Ontology annotation, biological process: regulation of transcription by RNA polymerase II. The coding region runs from base 1 to 1761 and encodes 586 amino acids. Gene Ontology annotation, cellular component: nucleus.